UCCUUACACAGUAUAAAAUACAAGAGUCAGCGAAGAAGAAACACUAUCUCUCUCUACAACAGAAACGUACAGAACCAGUGAUUUUAGCGAGAGAAACAAAUUAUAACGUAUAUAGAGAGAGAUUUAGAAAGUGAUUUUAGUGAGAGAAACAAAUUAUAUAUAUAUAGAGAGAGAGAGAUUUAGAAAGAGAUUUAGAGAGAGAAAUUGAGCAAUGGAGUUGCAGAGAGGUUUGGCUCUGCUGCUCCAACAAUUCAGAGCUCUGCUCACGAAGAACCUCCUCCUCUCAUGGAGAAACAAGCGCUCCACAUUUCUCCAGCUCUUCUCGUCGCUAUUCUUCAUCUUCCUCAUCUUCCUCAUCCAGAAAUCCACCGAGUCUCGAUACGCGUCGUCCAGCUCCUUCGGGAACGUCGUCGACCCCAAACCUCUUGUCUCUCCUCCGAUUCCGCCGUGCGAGGACAAGCACUACGUCAAGCUUCCCUGUUUCGACUUCGUUUGGAGCGGCAAUGCGAGUUCCAGGAUUGGGACCAUCGUCAGUCGAAUUCUGGCUAAUAAUCCUGGAAGACCUAUUCCUUCCCACAAGACUAAAUCGUUUAGACUAAGCAGUGAAGUAGAUGAGUGGCUUUACAACAAUCCUAUGCGCUGCCCUGGAGCUCUGCAUUUUAUAGAAAGAAAUGCUACUGUAAUAAGCUACGGUAUUCAAACUAAUUCUACUCCACUCGGAAAGCGAGGGCUCUUUGAGGAUCCCACAUUCAAAUUCCAAAUUCCCCUUCAAAUUGCUGCAGAGCGUGAAAUUGCUAGAUCUUUGAUUGGAGAUCCAAACUUUAGCUGGGUUGUCGGUCUAAAGGAAUUCGCACACCCUGCAUUUGAGAUUUUCUCUGCUGUGGCUUCCAUAGGACCUACCUUUUUCCUUGCAAUUGCCAUGUUUGGUUUUGUCUUCCAAAUUAGUUCUUUGAUCACAGAGAAAGAACUCAAACUUCGCCAGGCAAUGACUUUAAUGGGCCUGUAUGAUACUGCCUAUUGGUUGUCAUGGCUCACAUGGGAGGGAAUUAUCACUCUUCUUUCGUCACUUUUCACUGUGCUCUUCGGAAUGAUGUUUCAAUUUAAUUUUUUCUUGAACAACAACUUUGCAGUUGUUUUCCUUGUGUUCUUCCUUUUCCAACUCAAUAUGGUUGGUUUUGCCUUCAUGCUUUCAGCCUUCAUUAGCAAGUCCUCUUCGUCCACAACUGUGGGUUUCUCUAUAUUUAUUGUUGGUUUUCUAACUCAACUUGUUACGGGUUUUGGAUUUCCCUACAGUAGUAACUUUUCUAAUACCUAUCGGAUCAUAUGGUCAAUUUUCCCACCUAAUCUUCUUGCACAAGCUCUUACGUUGCUUUCUGAUGCAACUUCCACUCCUGAAGAUAAUGGAAUCAGCUGGAGUAGAAGAGCAAAGUGUGCACCAAAUGAUACAGAGUGUGUGAUUACAAUUAACGAAAUAUAUAUAUGGCUCGUAUCAACUUUUUUCCUGUGGUUCUUUUUGGCUAUCUACUUCGACAAUAUCAUGCCGAACUCAUCAGGUGUGAGAAAAUCAUUGUUCUACUUCUUGAACCCUGGGUACUGGACAGGAAAAGAUGGAAACAAGGUGGAAGAGGGAGGCAUUUGUAGUUGCACUGGGUCAGUUCCACCUUUGGAAGAUUUAACUCCAGAAGACGAGGAUGUUCUUGAAGAGGAAAACUUUGUGAAACAGCAAGCUAGUGAUGGUGUAGUUGAUCCAAACACUGCCAUUCAAAUACGUGGCCUUGUAAAAACAUAUCCUGGAACAACGAAGAUCAGUUGCUGCAAGUGCAACAAGACUUCACCUUACCAAGCUCUCAAGGGCUUGUGGGUGAACUUUGCAAAGGAUCAGCUUUUUUGUCUUCUUGGACCAAAUGGAGCUGGAAAAACUACUGCUAUUAAUUGUUUGACUGGAAUUACACCGGUGACUGCUGGUGAUGCAUUAGUAUAUGGACAUUCCAUUCGAAGCUCUGUUGGGGUGUCGAGCAUUCGUAAAAUAAUAGGAGUUUGUCCCCAGUUUGAUAUCCUUUGGGAUGCAUUGUCUGGUCAAGAGCACCUCCACCUCUUUGCCAGUAUUAAAGGACUGCCCCCCGCUUCAAUUAUAUCGGUUGUACAGAAAUCAUUAGCAGAAGUGAGACUCGUCGAAGCAGCCAAAAUGAGAGCUGGUAGCUAUAGUGGAGGAAUGAAACGCCGCCUCAGUGUUGCAAUAGCCCUCAUUGGUGAUCCAAAGUUGGUCAUUUUGGAUGAACCGACUACGGGGAUGGAUCCAAUAUCUCGGAGGCACGUUUGGGACAUAAUUGAGGAGUCAAAGAAAGGGCGUGCCAUUGUCUUAACUACUCACUCAAUGGAAGAAGCUGACAUUUUAAGUGACCGUAUAGGAAUCAUGGCAAAGGGAAGACUUCGCUGCAUUGGAACCUCAAUUAGGUUGAAGUCACGGUUUGGAACUGGUUUUAUUGCCAACCUAAGCUUCUCCGGGAGCACUAAUGAAACUCCUGCAAGAGGGGAUACCAUUACAACAACUCAGCAUGAAGCUGUGAAACAGUUCUUUAAGACUCAUUUGGAUGUGGUACCAAAAGAGGAGAACAAGUCUUUCCUGACCUUUGUUAUUCCUCAUGAUAAGGAGGGGCUGUUGACGAACUUCUUUGCAGAGCUCCAAGAUAGAGAAAAAGAAUUCAGUAUAGCAGAUAUCCAACUCGGUCUUACAACUCUUGAAGAAGUUUUCUUGAAUAUUGCAAGGCAAGCAGAGCUAGAAAGUGCUGCAGCUGAGGGGAGCUUGGAAACUCUGACUUUAACAUCAGGAACUUCAGUUCAAAUACCCGUGGGCGUAAGGUUUGUCGGUAUCCCGGGAACAGAAUCCGCAGAAAAUCCGAGAGGGAUUAUGGUAGAAGUAUACUGGGAGCAAGAUGAUUCUGGUGCGCUCUGCAUUUCUGGUCACUCACCUGAAACUCCAAUACCGCUUCAUGUUCAACCAACAGCUUCUUCAACAGCCACUUCCCAGAGAAAUCUCCUAGGUCGAUCGGGACCAGUUCUUGGAAUUGUGAUUGAUCCUGAUCAAAUUGGUACUGCAAAUUCUUAAUGGUAUAUGAUUGUUUGGAAAAGCAUUAGGAGUUGUUUGUUUUGUCUAUCCAGCAAAUUAAGAUAAAAAUCUCUGUCCUCAUAGCUGUUUGAUUCUUUAAAAACAUUAAAAUUAUGAAAAUUUUGCUUUAGCAAUUCCGUUUUGUAAAGUUUUUCUAUCAUUAUAUUCGUGUAAUAUUUUUCACCUGUAGAAUACUGUGCAGCUAUAUACUUGUAAUAUUUUUCACCUGUAGAAUACUGUGCAGUCAACUUUUUUACUUUUUCUUUUUC
Molecule: messenger RNA, 3375 nt
Organism: Cornus florida
Lineage: Eukaryota; Viridiplantae; Streptophyta; Magnoliopsida; Cornales; Cornaceae
Product: ABC transporter A family member 2-like
Exons: 16
Coding region: 212-3106 (964 amino acids)
Biological process (GO): transmembrane transport; lipid transport
Cellular component (GO): membrane; intracellular membrane-bounded organelle
Molecular function (GO): lipid carrier activity; ABC-type transporter activity; ATP binding
Source: RefSeq, a predicted model, not a curated record